Messenger RNA from Meloidogyne enterolobii, 280 nucleotides. The record is from the annotation of a GenBank genome assembly. NCBI's taxonomy places the organism in Eukaryota, Metazoa, Nematoda, Chromadorea, Rhabditida, Meloidogynidae.
AUGGGUUCUCCAUACUUAUCUAUUUUUCUUGCAUGUUUUAAUUUCUCCUUGCUUUCUUUCAGUUCUUUAUCUUUUCUUUCAUUUUCCUCUGACUCUCUGGCCUUGUCCUCCUCAUACUCAUGUCUGUCCUUGACAACUUCAACCAUUUCAUCUGUAAUUUCGGGGGCAGGAAUUGGUAUAGGCUUGCCUUGAUCAUCUGCCUUUAGGGCAUCUUCCAAAUACUCGGGAUGAGUUUUCUCUUCAAUUUUUUGCAUCUCCUUAAUUUCAUUUCUAGUUGGUG